GGUGGUCUGGAUCUCCAGGGAGCUGAUGGUGCUGCGCAUGUUGUAAUGGGCCAGAGGGGAAUCCUCACCCGUGAUGCGCUCGAAAAUAUCGUUGACGAACGAGUUCACAAUGCCCACGGCCUUGGGAAUGAUGCCAGUGUCGGGGUGAACCUGCUUCAUCGCUUUGUCCAUGUAGGUGGAGUGACUCUCCUUCCUCGACCUUCGCCGCUUCUUGCCUCCCUUUGCUGACGGUUUCUUUAAGGCUUUCUUGGUUCCUUUCUUGGGAGCUGAUGUCUUCUUAUCAACCAUCAAGAUGCUCUGUAAAUGCAAGAUCUUGUUCUUCCUGUUCAGUUCAAACUCUUACCCACUACGUGGUGCUGUGGAGUGCUGAUCUGUCUAAAUUCUGCAGCAAACAGAGGGAAGACAGAGCGACAGGACUAAAUCCUGACGGGAAAGGAACUAACCAAAUAGAAACCCAAGAGCCAAUAGCAGCUCUAAAGCCAUCAACAAAGACACCGAGAGCCAGGAAUAUGAAGCCGAGGAAGAAACCAUCCAAGAUCACAUCAACAAGGGCUGCAGGGAAAGAGAAUGUUGAAACGGGAUUCGGAGAGAAUGAACCGCCUGCCAAAAGGCAAAGAAUAACAGCAGGUGCUUCCAGUCAGAUAAAUCCCAAGCACAAGAAGGUGAAGGUGUCCACCCUGAAGACUGCUCGAUGGAAACCACUAUCCCAGAGUACCAGAGACUACAUCACUACAGCAGUUGACAUUGCUGUAUAUAAUUCUUUGCCACAGAAGGGUUCCAAGAAGGAGGCCAGUCAGGAGCAUCUGAGCCAGUUGAGACAAAGGUUUCUGGAUCGAUGUUCUUCCAUCAAAGUUCCUGUGAGCAAACUGAAAGAUUUAAGAAACGUCAAGAAGUCUUGUACAUCCCAGGCAGAACACCUGCGAGAGGAUGAAGCUUCCCUGCUAAUCCUGCAGAACGAGUUGGACAAGACUCUCGAUGCAUUGGAACGGAACAGCGAAGAAAUGGAGAAGCUGCGGGAUGAGAUCAGUAGCCUGAGAGCCUUCCUGGAUGAGACGGAAAAUGAUGAAUUCCAGAAUGUGGGCACUGGGGUUCUAAACCUCCCCGAGCUCCCCGAAGCCAGUUUCCAGCAGCCCACCCUUCAGGAGAAGCUGAUGGGCAUCGGAAAUCGUGACGCACUCCUUCAGGACCUUCAAACAAUUCAACAUUCCCCCGCCAUGCAAAACCUGUUGACCUUCCUCGAACACGCCCAUGCCGAAGCUGACAGCGUCUCUCCCAUUGGCCACGGAAUUUAACUUGCCGUUAAUUUUGCCUUGUGUGUCUCCACAGUUAACUUAAUGAUUCCUUACAUUGGUGUUAUACGUAUCCAGAAGCAGAUUUAUAAUAAACUUUGUUAGUUUUAACCACA
Molecule: messenger RNA, 1405 nt
Organism: Carcharodon carcharias (great white shark)
Lineage: Eukaryota; Metazoa; Chordata; Chondrichthyes; Lamniformes; Lamnidae
Product: centromere protein Q-like
Exons: 9
Coding region: 270-1292 (340 amino acids)
Source: RefSeq, a predicted model, not a curated record